GAGCGCGCCUCGGGAUUGGCUGGCGGCAGGGAUUCAAACCGAAUCGCGGGGCGGUUAGGCUGGGCGGUUGGAGCCGGAGCUCGCUCCGCGCCGGGCCGGCGGCUGAGGAAGAUGGAGGCCGCCACGCUGAAUUUACUGCGUAUGUUUGACCAACUCGUGCGCCAGGCUGAAGUUCUAAGUGAAGGAAAUGAGUACCAAUUUAUUCAGUUAGCAAAGAACUUCGACGAAUAUCGGAGAAGACUGCAGAAAACAGAGCAUGAGCUUGGCAGGUACAAAGAUCUUCUGAUGAAAACCGAAGCUGAAUGUAGUGCUUUGGGUGUGAAGUUGAAACAUGCUCGCAAUCAAGUGGAUGUGGAGAUCAAACGCAGGCAAAAAGCUGAAAUGGACUGUGAGAAGCUGGAGAGGCAAAUACAACUGAUUCGAGAGCUGCUCAUGUGUGAUGCAUCGGGGAGUAUUCAGCUAAGUGAAGAACAAAAGUCUGCCCUUGCCUUUCUUAACAGGCCACAGGUUUCUAUGGGAGGUUCAGGCAACAAAAGGUUGUCUACAAUUGAUGAAUCUGGCUCAAUUCUGUCAGACAUCAGCUUUGACAAGACUGAUGAUUCACUGGACUGGGAUUCCUCUAUGGUGAAAGCUGUCAGACUGAAAAGGAGAGAAAAGCGGCGAUCUUCUAGGCAGUACGUUGAAGGCCCACCAGGUCCUCAGAAGAAAAUACGAUCAAUUGGCUCCACUGCAGACCAGGGAAAUGAAUCCAUAGUAGCGAAGACAACUGUUACGGUCCCCAGUGAUGGUGGCCCAAUUGAAGCCAUCUCUACCAUCCAGACCGUGCCUUACAGCCUGAGAAGUCAGAGGAAGAGUGGUCCUUUGCAGCCUUGGAACAGUGAGUCAAACUUGGGCAAUAAGCAGCUGGAAUCCAAAUCGGAGAGUAAUGGCUCUUGCACCCCACAAAACAAUGGGGGAGUGAGGCUGCAUGAAUUUGUUUCAAAAACGGUUAUCAAGCCGGAAUCAUGUGUUCCUUGUGGAAAGAGAAUAAAGUUUGGAAAAAUAUCUCUGAAGUGCAGAGGCUGCCGUGUGGUCGCUCAUCCAGAGUGUCGGGACCGCUGUCCCCUUCCCUGUAUCCCCACCUUGACUGGCACUCCUGUUCAAAUUGGAGAGGGGACCUUAAUGGACUAUGUCCCUUCUGCUCCUCCAAUGAUCCCUUCCAUCAUAGUGCACUGUGUUAAUGAGAUCGAGCAGCGAGGGCUACAUGAGAUGGGCCUUUACCGGGUAUCUGGCUGUGACAAGACAGUGAGAGAGCUGAAAGAGAAGUACCUGAGAUCAAAAAACAUUCCUUUGCUCAGUAAAGUGGAUGAUAUCCAUGCUAUCUGCAGCCUUCUGAAAGACUUCCUACGCAGCUUGAAAGAACCCCUUCUCACGUUCCGGUUAAACAAGACUUUCAUGGAAGCUGCAGAAAUCUUGGAUGAGGACAACAGUAUCGCUGCUAUGUACCAGGCAGUUGGUGAACUUCCUCAGGCCAACAGGGAAACCCUAGCGUUUCUCAUGCUUCACCUGCAGCGGGUGGCUCAGAGCCCAGACACUAAAAUGGACGUUACCAACUUGGCCAAAGUCUUUGGCCCCACGAUAGUUGCUCACGCAGUGCCUGAUCCUGACGCCAUGACGUUACUGCAGGACACUAAGCGGCAGCCCAAGGUAGUGGAGCGGCUUCUGCUGCUGCCCGUGGAGUACUGGAGCCAGCUGAUGCUGGUGGAGCAGGAAAACAUUGACCCAGCACACGUAAUUGAGAACACCAAUGCCUUCUCCACUCCACAGACACCAGAUGUUAAAGUGAGCAUGCUUGGACCACUCACCACUCCGGAACAGCAGCUGUCCAAGACGCCGUCCUCUAGCUCCCUGUCCCAGAAGGUCCGGUCUACCUUCAGCAUAACCACCCCCAAAUUUGGGAGCAAAAGCAAGUCAACAAGCCAGCUGGGGCGUCAAGCCAACUUCUUUGCCUCUCCUAUGCUGAAGUGAAGUGGACCUGGGAGUUAAUGUCGUCCUAGGAUUUGCACACCAACACUUAUGAGUACAACAAACAACUCCCCUCCUUGGCAGCUUGUGAAAUAAGAUAUUUUUCCUUUUAUCUUUCAGCUUAACUAAGAAUUUUAAUGGUUUUUUUAUUGUGCAAUGUAUUUUAUUACCUAAUGCUGUGUUGCUUUUAGUAUUGGUGAAGAAAGUAACUACAGGAUCUAUUCAAAGUAUUAAUUAAAAAAGAAAUUGCUGAAUUCGCUGACGCUUUCCAAUAACAUCCUCUGCCUGUGUUAAGUGAAACAGAA
Cygnus atratus (black swan) is the source of this 2309-nucleotide messenger RNA. It is a transcript of the gene RACGAP1, whose product is annotated as Rac GTPase activating protein 1. The coding region runs from base 112 to 2007 and encodes 631 amino acids. Lineage: Eukaryota; Metazoa; Chordata; Aves; Anseriformes; Anatidae. Gene Ontology annotation, biological process: signal transduction. The transcript has 17 exons. The record is from RefSeq and is a predicted model, not a curated record.